This is a messenger RNA of Eutrema salsugineum, 1295 nucleotides long. Its product is annotated as autophagy-related protein 18e. Gene Ontology annotation, biological process: protein localization to phagophore assembly site; nucleophagy; autophagy of mitochondrion. NCBI's taxonomy places the organism in Eukaryota, Viridiplantae, Streptophyta, Magnoliopsida, Brassicales, Brassicaceae. Gene Ontology annotation, molecular function: phosphatidylinositol-3-phosphate binding; protein binding; phosphatidylinositol-3,5-bisphosphate binding. The transcript is spliced from 5 exons. The record is from RefSeq and is a predicted model, not a curated record. The coding region runs from base 99 to 1232 and encodes 377 amino acids. Gene Ontology annotation, cellular component: phagophore assembly site membrane; extrinsic component of membrane; cytosol.
GAAAACAGUAACAGGUUCCUUAUAAGUACCCUUGUUCGUGUCAAAUCUCUUCUCUUACAUCAACAUCGUAAUUCCAAAAACUGUUAAAUUAGAAAAUCAUGAGUUCGAUGAUAUUCUCCACGGUCCGUGGAAUAGGAUCGUUACUAAAACUUGAAGCUUCCAAGUCACCAAGUGAUGAAACAGAGGGUGACAUUAAGGUGUUAUCAGUGGCUUGGAACCAGGACUGGAGCGGUUUCAUGGUCGGAACAAACCGCGGGUUUGAUGUAUAUAACUGCAGCCCAGUCAAGAAAAGCUUUAGCCGCGAUGCGUUCAAAACUGGCUUCAAAAUCGCUGAGAUGCUCUUCCUUUCUAACAUCUUCGCUCUAGUUGGCAACGGUUAUAACCAUCACGAGUAUCCUCGUAACAAAGUAGUCAUUUGGGACGAUCUUAGGAACAGCCGCUUCUGCGAGCUCGCUUUCAAAUCAGAAGUUAUCGCGGUGAAAAUGAGGAGAGAACACGUUGCGGUUGUCCUGAAUAAAAACGUCUAUGUCUACAGUUUCAAUGGCCUCAAGAUUCACUGUCUGCUCGAAACCGUUAUGAACCCUAAAGGGCUUUGUUGCGUCUCUCAAGAUGAUACGAAAGCAGUCUUGGCCUGCCCUGGGCGUCACCAGGGGCAAGUUCAGGUCCAUGACUUGAUGAGACCGAAUAAAGUCAGAUUCAUCAAAGCACAUGAUUCUGAUAUUGCUUGCAUGAGCUUGACUCUUGAUGGAAGUUUGCUCGCUACCGCUAGCACCAAAGGAACUCUGAUCAGGAUCUUUAACACUCUUGAUGGUACUCUCUUACAAGAGUUUCGGAGAGGAAUGGAAAGGGUAGAGAUCUAUAGCGUUGCAAUCUCUUCGAAUCAUAAAUGGGUCGCUGUGUCAAGUGAAAAAGGGACUCUACAUGUAUUUCGUUUGAGACCUGACAUUCUUAGUUCACCCAAAAGCAUCAACAACGCUUCAUCAGUGUCAUUAUUAAGAGGAAUCUUGCCAAAGUAUUCGUAUGACAGUGAACGAUCCAUUGCUCAGUUCUCGUUGCCGGUGUCCACCAAGUUCAUUGUAGGUUUUGGACCAGAGAACACAGUUCUACUCGUAGGCAUAGAUGGAAGUUUCCGAAGUUGUAGAUUUGAUGGAGAAGGAGGGCAGAUGGUGGAGUUGGAAAACAAAGACUUCUUCACCUUACCACAAACAGACGACCAAAUGGUUGUGAUGUGACCAAAACAUGCAACGCAUUUUUCUUCUUCUAUAUUUCUACAUCUCUUAAUUUAGCUCAUAGAU